CGACACUCUGUCUCUCUGUUUCUCUCCCUCUUUUAUAUCCCAAUUCAUAGCCCUAAGAAUCUUCACAGCCAACAGAGACAAAAAAAAAACAAAAAGAAAUUCUAGAGAGAGAGAGAAUCACGGCCGAUGGGGAAAUCGGAAUCGGCGAGAGAAUGCAAGCGGCACCAAAAUCACAACCAGUUGCCCGGAAUCUGCCCUUCCUGUCUCCGGGAAAGGCUUCAACAAUUACAGCAAUCAUCAAUUUCUUAUUCCGAUUCUCGUUCAACCUCUUCCUCUUCAUUUCUCAAGUCCUCGGAAUCUUUCUUCUCCGGCAACACCUCAUGGCGGCGCCGACAUACGAGGAACGCCUCCGAGUUGGUUACUGGGUCGAUGGCGGCGGAUUUGUUUGGAGACAAGGUGAAGAAGAGCAGCUCUAUUCGGAUCUCUGCCGAUGGCGGCGGCGGCGGCGGCGGAGGAAAGAAGAAAGUUGGGUUUUGGUCCAGGUUUUUGGUCCGCCCCAAAGCUCUGUAUUUUCAUUCCCACCCCAAAGUUUCUUCUAGGGAAAUUUUGGGUUGAUAGAUUCUGUAUCAUUUU
This is a messenger RNA of Cucurbita pepo subsp. pepo (vegetable marrow), 573 nucleotides long. RefSeq lists its product as uncharacterized. NCBI's taxonomy places the organism in Eukaryota, Viridiplantae, Streptophyta, Magnoliopsida, Cucurbitales, Cucurbitaceae. The record is from RefSeq and is a predicted model, not a curated record.